UUCACGUGACUGGUCACAAGGUGACAAAAUGGCGCGGAUUGCGGACGAUGUUUUGCAUGUUCUCGUUCUAUUUUCCGUGAUUUUGUCGGCGCCAUGCUUUUCCCUGCCGAUCAGAAGGUUAUGGACAGUAGGAGAGGACCCAGAAAUUCACAUGAAUGCGACUCAGUUGAUCACCAGUAAGGGUUACCCAUGUGAAGACUACACAGUCCAAACAGAAGACGGCUUUUUACUGGGGGUGCAACGCAUCCCGUACGGUCGUAACGCCACCACUCGCAAAGGCCCACGCCCUGUCGUCUUCCUACAACACGGACUGCUGUCCGCCUCUACCGAUUGGAUCCUGAAUCUGGCCAAUGAGAGCCUUGCGUUCAUCCUGGCUGAUGCAGGGUUUGACGUGUGGUUGGGGAACAUGCGAGGAAACACGUACUCCCGCAAACAUGUCAAGUACACACCUGAUGAUGAUGAAUUCUGGGAUUUCAGCUGGGAUGAGAUGGCCAAGUAUGACCUGCCAGCCAUGGUGACCUUUGCCCUCAACAAGACAGGUCAGAGUUCACUGUACUACGUGGGUCACUCCCAGGGGACAGCCAUCGCCUUCGCACACCUGUCACAAGACCUGGAGUUUGCCAAAAAGGUGAAGACUUUCUUUGCACUGGCCCCAGUAGUGACCCUGGGGCACAUCACAAGUCCUAUCAAGUUCUUCGCACAGUUUGACGAUGUCAUCUCCGCGAUGUUCCGUAUCUUUGGAGUAGAUGAGUUCCUCCCCAACAGUUGGUGGCUGGACUGGCUGGCUUCCUUCCUGUGUGACAAGUCCACACAGCAGUACUGUGAGAACAUGCUCUUCCUACUGGUGGGCUUCGACCCAGUACAACUGAACGAGACGCGACUGCCAGUGUACUUUUCUCACACUCCAGCGGGGACCUCCACAAAAAACAUGAUUCACUUUGCACAGAUGGUGAACUCCAACAAGUUCCAGGCUUAUGACUAUGGUAAUCCAGAUGAGAACAAGCAACAUUACAACCAGCCGACUGCCCCUGUCUACCCCAUAGAGAACAUGACGACGCCUGUGGCUGUGUUCUGGGGCGGUAACGACUGGUUAGCCGACCCCACGGACGUACAGGCCGCAAUCCCGCGACUCAAGAACGUCGUCUACAACGAUGAGAUAAAAAACUUCGACCACAUGGACUUCAUCUGGGGGAAAGACGCAACCAAACAAUACGACAAGAUCAUACAGAUCAUCCGCAAAGCCGAACUGGUGUCGUCUUACCGCUCUGCAUUUGAGCCUGGGCCUGUGGUGGUUGAACAUUGAUCAGAGUAAAAAAAAAGCCAUUUAGGUGACUCCACUAAGUUCUCUGCAGAUUGUAGACUUUGUUAUUUCUGUAUAUAGAAAUAUUUAUAGAAAAUAAAAUAUUUUUGUAUUUGAGUCGAGUGCAACCAUGACAAUAUGCACACAAGCCAUUUCCAUGGAUACUGCACAACUAUGCCAAAAGAACAAAAUGGAUGUGCAAUUGCUACAGCAUGCACAUUUGUUUUGGGCUUUUUAUUUUACAUUUUAAAUUAGAUUACAUAGUGACAAGUACAUUUACAAGAAAAUUGGUACUGUAUAUGUUGGUUUCGCUUCCUUGGUGAGUAUGUUGCUAUUUGUAUAUGGAGCUGAUCUUGAGUUGCUUUUGUGCAUCGUAUCAUUCAGUGUUUGGACUAGCCUAUCUGAACCAGAGGGUUGAGGGUUUGAAUCCCUACCCCUUGUUACUUGUAAUACAAUUUAUUCCUUAUGACAUGACACCCUUAGCCAUGGUACUGGUCCUCUGCUUGCUAAUUGUUAAAGAAGUUAGAAGAAUUUCUCUGCACUAUCACUUUGAUACAUACAUUUGUUUAUUUCUUUAUUUACAUGUACUGAAUUUUUUCUGUCCUUCUUACAUGUACGUGUAGUGCCGUAUAAGUUUUCUUAUUUUUUUAUUUACACUAGCUUAUGGAGCUGGUCAUUAGUGUCAGUGUUAUGAAAAUUCCUGAGCAUAUAAGUCAUCAUUGAUUGAUUUAUUGUUUAUUUAUUUAUUCCUUUUUUUAUUUGGAUUUGUGACAAGUACAGAAUGUAUACUUGUGGAAGGGAGGGCAAAACAGGUGUAUUAAGACCGUUACAAGUUGUGUAUUAUUGUUGAAUAGAUUAUGUUUUGUGCAUCAAUGGGAUGCAUUGAACUUUAUGUUAAGAAAGCCGUAGACUUAUGUUUGGAAGUCUAUUGCUUAAAUUGAACAAAAUGUGAACUGUAAGAUAUUUUUGUCUAAACCUUAUAUACCAGUGGUGCCAAAUAGGAACUGCAGAAUAAGGCAUUUUCUCUUAUACACAUGUAAUAAGCACACCUUUUUACUUUCAACCUUUUAUUCACUUACAUGUAGUAUGUAUACACCUUUACAAUGUUUACCUGUACAUCAACUUGAAACAUUUGAGUGGUUUUAGUGUUAAGAUUAUCUUAUCUUUCUGUGAUUUUUUCUGCAGUGGAAGCCAUGUAAUGUAUAGAAAGUUUUAAAAUCAAUUAUAAUAUAUCUUACAAGUCUGAACAAUAUAUUAUAAGUGAGACUUAUAUGCCACAUUUGUUGUAGUUCAAGAUCAUAUAGAUUAUUAUUAUUAUCAUAUAGAUUAUUAUUAUUAACUGAUAUACUCUUGUAGCAAGAACAAAUAAGCUUAUUCUUGCAGUUAAUAGUUGAGUGGCAAUAUGGUAAGGUACUAUUUAGAAAUGUAGACAUUUUUUUAAAGCACUUUAGUAGUAGUACUUGAAAUCAUAUCACUCAGAAAUGUUCACAAAGAAUUUUAGCUUUUUCCUCAGAUUUGUUGAAAAAUACCUUUUGUAAUAAAUUGUAUGGGUUUGUCUGUAGAAAGAUCUAAACUUGACAACAUACAUGUACAUGUAUAUACGUGGAAUCAUGUUCAGCAAAUUUUACCUCAUAAGUAUCUAACAAAUAUGUAGAUUAUAUUUAAAGUAUGUGUCCGUAGCUCUUGAGAGUUUUGAACAAGAUUAAUUUAAAUUUUAACUUUAUUGACGUGUAUGAAAAGGGGAAAUAUUUUGUGUGUUGGUAUUCCAAUUGGGAGUGUUCAACGUGAAAGGAUUGUUAUGAUGAAAUAGAAAAUAUUGAAUUAUUAAAACGUUAUCAACGAUGAAAAAUUUGUCCCAUGAUCAAUUAACUAUUAUAGAGUCUAGCGGACCGAGAUUUAGUUGGCCUAGAUUUCAAGUAUUUUUUUUUUUAUUUUCU
This is a messenger RNA of Branchiostoma belcheri (Belcher's lancelet), 3237 nucleotides long. Its product is annotated as gastric triacylglycerol lipase-like. The transcript has 8 exons. NCBI's taxonomy places the organism in Eukaryota, Metazoa, Chordata, Leptocardii, Amphioxiformes, Branchiostomatidae. Bases 29 to 1303 code for a protein of 424 amino acids. Gene Ontology annotation, biological process: lipid metabolic process. The record is from RefSeq and is a predicted model, not a curated record. Gene Ontology annotation, molecular function: hydrolase activity, acting on ester bonds.